Messenger RNA from Otolemur garnettii (small-eared galago), 504 nucleotides. RefSeq names its product chromosome unknown C20orf141 homolog (gene CUNH20orf141). The transcript has 2 exons. The record is from RefSeq and is a predicted model, not a curated record. The coding region runs from base 1 to 504 and encodes 167 amino acids. Lineage: Eukaryota; Metazoa; Chordata; Mammalia; Primates; Galagidae.
AUGACCCGGCUCUACUUGCCCAGGCCCAAAGCCUUUGCAGAUUCAAUGCCAGUUCCUCCCAGGGGCCUGGGUGCUGGGGAGGGAUUGGGUAGUCCAGAGCAUCCAUGUGUAUCUCCCUGUAACUCUAGCCAGGCCCAGCUCCUGGACAGUGUCCUGGGGAUGGGGGCACUAGGGUUGACGAUUCGGGCAAUCUUUUCCACGGCUGGCCCAGCUCUACUGCUACUACUGCUACUGGUCAGCUUCCUUGCCUUUGACCUGCUCCAUAGGCCUGCAGGUCCUAACCUGCCACAGCACAGGCUUCUCACAAGGGGUCAGAGUCAGGGAGCCGGUGAAGGUCCAGGACAGCAGGAGGCUCUCCUCCAACCAGCGGGGACAGUCACUGGACAGCUCAGCCUUCAGGAUGCACUGCUACUACUACUCAUGGGACUGGGGCUGCUCCUUGGAGCCCGUGGCAUGCCCGCAGCCCUGUUGGGUCUGGCUUUCUGCCUCCACCCAUGGGCCUGA